AUGGAAUCGAUGAAUGACUCAUUCAAUGUACAAAUCCAAACUGUUCCCCCCGGGAUUGAGCCUCCACACUCACGGAAGUCGCACCCGAAAAUGGCGCCAGGUCCAUCUGUGCCCUUGGAAAUCAAGUAUGCCAAUGCAUCCGACCUGGGUGCACUCGUGAGCAUUGAAAUCCGCUCUUUCCCUUCGUCCAAUUAUAUGCGCAGCACAUACAAAGGAUGUGAUCCACUGGCAGUCCACACAUUCAAAACAGUCUGUUCCUUGGAGUACUUCGCAAAGUCCGACUGCCAUAUUCUAGCGGGUGUCGACUCUGAAACCGGUGAAACCAUCGCAUACAGUCGCUGGAAUAUCCCAGCUAUUUAUGGGGUUGAAAGAGCCGUCGACACGAGUCUGAGCAUCGAUGCACAGGCGCAAAUGCAGAAUGCGUGGGCGUAUGCCCCGAAGUUGAACAAGGGUACCUAUAUGUUCUACGAGGAGUCGAUAAAGCGGAGUAGGAAUAGACAUCUUAAGCAAACCGAUAUUGUCCUGGAACUACUGUGUCUUACCUGA
This is a messenger RNA of Aspergillus oryzae RIB40, 546 nucleotides long. RefSeq lists its product as uncharacterized. NCBI's taxonomy places the organism in Eukaryota, Fungi, Ascomycota, Eurotiomycetes, Eurotiales, Aspergillaceae. The transcript is spliced from 2 exons. The record is from RefSeq and is a predicted model, not a curated record. Bases 1 to 546 code for a protein of 181 amino acids.